Molecule: messenger RNA, 7227 nt
Organism: Chroicocephalus ridibundus (black-headed gull)
Lineage: Eukaryota; Metazoa; Chordata; Aves; Charadriiformes; Laridae
Gene: CRB2
Product: crumbs cell polarity complex component 2
Exons: 13
Coding region: 25-4434 (1469 amino acids)
Molecular function (GO): calcium ion binding
Source: RefSeq, a predicted model, not a curated record
AGAACAGCCACUCUUAGACUUGUCAUGGAAUUAAAGAAAACUACAUCCAGGGCGUACAAUGCUGCACUCCUGCUGCCACUUUUCCUCUUAUUCUGGGGAACUUCAUACUCUGAAAACGACAGCAGCUGUUCCUCAUCCCCAUGUAAAAAUGGCGGGAGCUGUAAGGAUUUGGAAGUGGGUUACCACUGCGCCUGCCCCAUGGAGCCUGUAGCCUACAUGGGCAUAAACUGCGAACUCCUCUAUGAUGCGUGCAAUAAACACGAGUGUCCUGCCCAUAGGAAUUGCAGUGGGACUCCAGGACGCCUGGAAUACGAAUGCAUCUGUAUGCCUGGCUUCACAGGUAUUGACUGUAACAUUGAUAUUAAUGAGUGUGAGAGCAACCCUUGUAAAGAUCCUCGUUUUGAAUGUGUAGAUAGUGUAAAUGGAUACACCUGUAAAUGCCAAACAGGACUGAACGGAGAAGGCUGCCAAACAGAAAGCUCUGUGUGCUCUAGCCACCCCUGCCUAAAUAACGGGACAUGUGUCGAGGGUCCUGGGGACUAUGCCUGCAUCUGCCAGCCUGGCUUCACCGGGGCCAACUGCAGAGACAACAUUGAUGAAUGCGCCUCCAACCCCUGCCAGAACGGAGCCAUCUGCCGAGACAGGGUGAAUGAGUAUAGCUGUUUCUGUGUGCCGGGGUUCCAAGGAUACAACUGUGAAAUAGACAUCAACGAGUGUGCGUCCCGGCCCUGUAAAAACAAUGGCACCUGCCUGAAUGAGAUGGAUCACUAUUUGUGCCAGUGCAUCCCCGGCUACACAGGUAUGAACUGUGAUGCUGAAAUAGAUGAAUGUGAUUCAGACCCUUGCCAGAAUGGGGCCCUGUGCAAUGAUCAUGUUGGGUUCUACACCUGCACAUGUGCACCAGGUUACCAAGGAAUCCAAUGUGAGGUGGACAUCAAUGAAUGUGCGAGCCACCCAUGCCAGCACAAUGGGACAUGUCAUGACCUCAUUAACAGCUACCGUUGUGACUGCAGUGACACAGGCUUUGAGGGGGACCACUGUGAGAUGGAUAUUCUGGAGUGUGCCUCUGAACCCUGUCUGAACAGCGCCACAUGUGUGGAGGGAAUCAAAAACUACAGCUGUGCCUGCUGGCCAGGUUACACAGGGCAGCACUGUGAAGAGGAUGUGGAUGAGUGUGCAACAGAUCCCUGUCACAACGGAGGUGUGUGCUUUGAGCGAUCCAACCAAGCCUAUUAUGGAACACGACCUGACUUCCCCCGUAAUUUCAGCUAUAGUCAAGCAGCUGGUUUCCUCUGUUGGUGCCAGCCAGGCUUUACAGGGGAGACCUGCUUUACUAACAUUGAUGAGUGUGAGUCCCAGCCGUGUCAGAAUGGAGGGCUCUGUGUGGACCUUAUUAAUGGCUUCCUUUGUCAUUGCCUACCGGGCUAUUCAGGUGUGGAAUGUGCUGUUAACAUCAAUGAGUGUGAGGAGGGUCCCUGCAAGAAUGGAGCUGUCUGUGAGGAUGGCAUUGCUGACUAUACCUGCCACUGUGCCCCUAGCCAGGAUGGCGUUAUAUGGGGAGGGAAGAACUGCUCUGUCAAGCUCACUGGGUGCCAGACGCACGACUGCCAAAAUGAGGCCUUGUGCAUCCCAACCUACCAAGCUGAGAGCCACGGCCACCUGUGCCAGUGCCAGCCUGGUUUCUAUGAUGCCACAUGCUCAACACCAACAACGUUUUCCUUUGCUUCCAGAGGGUAUCUCCUCAUUGAGCUGCCCAUGAACAAUCAGAGCAGGAGGGACGUAGCAGGAGAUCAGCUUACCAGCGUGUCCCUCCGGUUCCGAACCACCUUACCCAGCGCCAUCCUUUUUUACCGAGGCCAUGAAGCUGAAUACUUGUUCCUGGAGCUCUUUGAUGGCAUUCUGCAUGCAGGACUGAAGAGGGAGGAUGCUGGGUACCUGCUGCUACUGGAGGGGCUUAGAGUCGAUGACGGCCAAUGGCAUAAAGUUGAAGUUGUUCUGCACAGCACUCUGCAGCUAAAGCUCUGGCAUGACUCUUGUGAUGGAGGUGUCUGCCUGCAGAGCUCUCCUGUCCCACAUGGCACUGCUUUGCUCCCACAUGCCUUCCUGAAUAUGUACAUUGGAGGGGCUGGGGAUCCAAUGGUCAACAACACACAGAGCCAGCAAGGCUUUGUCGGCUGCCUGGAAGACUUUCAGGUAGAUGCUGAAGCUGUGCUCCCGGUGGAUCUACCUACAGAUGAGUCCUCCCCAGUGAAGCAGGGCUGUGACCGGACAGAGUGGUGCCUCUCCCAGCCCUGCUUUCAUGGAGGGCUGUGUGUGGACCUUUGGGCAUCCUUCAGGUGCGACUGUUCUAGGCCUUAUGGAGGCCCAGCUUGCUCAUACGAGCGUCCAGCAGCAACAUUUGGCCUAGAAAAUUCCACCAGCUUUGCCUCUUUCACCCUUUCUGAUAGCCUUGGUGCAAACUUCAACAUCUCCUUUUUCAUUCGUAGUCGUAAACCUAAUGGUUUGCUAUUGCAAAUCACCAACGAAACUGACCCCUGCCUCACCAUAUACUUGAAGAAUGGCAAGCUGAAGGUGGAGAUGGUAUCUGCACAUACUGUGACAUUUCCAGAAAAUUUAGUUGAUGGGAGAAGACAUUUGGUAGCUCUGUCUUUCCAAGGAGGAAUUGUUGGUGCUCACCAAUCGGACACAUACCUGGAGCUAGGACAACUCGUAGCAAGACCUCUUUUAGCUGGUUAUGACGUGUAUAUUGGUGGACAUCCUAACCCAGACAGCACUGAUAUGUGGGGAGGCUACUUUAAAGGCUGUUUGCAAGACAUCCAACUGAACAGCCACCAAAUACAGUUUUUUCAGGUUGAGAACUACAGUCUGCCACAAGAACUCAAUAGGACUCAAAAUGAUAAUCUUGUGAAUGGUUGUAUCUCUGAUGAUACCUGCAAGUCUGAGCCAUGUCAGAAUGGUGGCAGAUGCAUUGUCACUUGGAAUGAUUUCCAUUGCAGCUGUCCAGCAAAUUUCACUGGGAAGUUUUGUGAAGAGCGAGUCUGGUGUGAAAGUGACCCAUGUCCUGAAGCUACCACCUGUAUAGAUGUCCUAGCAGGAUACGUGUGCCUGGCUAAUGCAACAUUUAAUAGUUAUGCUGCCAUUGAGUUUACCACCAAUACCUCAGUGACUAGAACUCUGAGCAGCCUCCACGUGGAUUUCAGAACCAGGGAUGAAGAUGCUGUUUUGAUUCGCGCUGUGGAAGAAGUGGAUUCCCUCCAGAUAGCCAUUAAGAACUCAUCUCUGCUUGUUGACAUCAGGAGUGGGAAUAGCAUCGAAGGUGUCAGGUUCCUGAGUCAGAAGACUGUCACGGACGGAGCCUGGCACACCCUCUCUGUGUCUAUGGAAGAGCCAUCUGCACUUUCUUCCAGAUGGCUGGUUCGUUUGGAUGGGUCUGUUAAUAUGACUCUGCAGGGAAAUGCUGGGAACUUGGACUUUCUAAAGAACAACGCGCUGAUUGUUCUAGCUGAAAAUUUCACUGGCUGCCUAGGACAAGUGAAGAUAGGGGGGAUCUACCUGCCGUUCACUGCCCAUCUCUCAUACCCCCAGCCAGAACAGUUCCAGCAGUCCAGCGGAAGGGCCAUCCAGCUGGGCUGCACCGGGGCUGAUGUUUGCGCUUCUAACCCUUGUCUCAAUGCCGGCACCUGCGAGGACUUGUUCAAUUCCUUCAGCUGUGCCUGCAGCGCCGGCUGGGGGGGGCUGCUGUGUGAGUCUAACCUUGAUGACUGCCAGUCGAGCCCAUGUGUUCAUGGGGACUGUGUCGAUGCAGUAGCAGAUUUUCAGUGUGAAUGCUUCCGGGGAUUCAUUGGGAAGAGGUGUGACAUCAACGUCGAUGACUGUGUGCGGCACCAGUGCCUAAAUGGAGCUACCUGCAUUGAUGAGGUUUAUGGCUACUCCUGCAAGUGCCCUCCUCAGUACUCGGGACCUCGCUGCGAAUGGCCGUUCCCACCUGAGCAAUGCGGUAAGAACUUCACCUGUCUGAAUGGUGGCAAGUGCAUCAGUGAGAGCUGGGGAGCCAACUGCACUUGCAAGCCAGGUUUCACUGGGAGGAAUUGUCAAAUUAAUAUAAACAACUGUGAUCCAAACCCUUGCCAGAAUGGAGGUACGUGUCAAGACUCUGAGAACAAAUACGAGUGUUUGUGCAGUGCCAGCUACACGGGAGAGCGCUGUGACAUUAACCAGCCAGUGUGGGCGCAUCUUAGCAACUCCUCCGUUGUGGGAGCAAUCGGGACUGCAGGGGCUGCCCUUCUCCUUGCACUUGUUGCAGCCACAGCCAUUGUCAUGAAGAGGAGGAGAGCAACUCAGGGAACAUACAGCCCAAGCCGGCAAGAAAAAGAUGGGGCUCGAGUGGAGAUGUGGAAUGUAAUCAAGAUGCCACCAACCGAGCGGCUGAUAUAAGAACUGUCGCGCAACAGCUGCCGUGUCAUCCUUUAACAGUCGUGGAACUGCUGCAGCAUCUCUGUCUUGAGGUGUCUUUUUAGGACAGGUCUGUACUGCUUUAAACUGCUUCAUAGGCCACAGGCAACUGCCUGCUGUUACUUGGCAGGAAGAUUCAACUGCUUGAAGGAGCUCAGUUAUUGCAGCUCAUCCCAUAAAAGAUUUGCAUAAAAUGGGUCUGGCAGCAAGUGCAGUAAAGUCUGGGAGGAAAAUGUUCUGGAGGGGCUAGUGGAGGAGAAGACGCAAGGGGAGGCUGUGGCAGCAGAGGGAGGGGACACAGACCCGCUGCCAGUACAAUGCCGGGUGUCACCAGCAAGAGCGAUGGCGGGGCCACCAGGGCACUGCCCAGCCUUAGGGCUUCUGCCUCGCCCUCAGCCACGCAGGGCGCUCAGCCCCCGGCACUCUCAUGGCCAUGCAGCCAACAUAAACAGCACCAUGCAAAUAAGUGAGGCAGGUCUAAUUAAUGGGAAUCAAACCCCUGCAUUAAGAAAUAAUGUGGUUGUUUCAAAAAAAACAUGUGCCUGUGCCUCCUCUGCAAAGCUAAGGCAGGUGACUGACUGAUGGGAGGUAUUUCCUAGAGCCACUGCUGUCCUUCCAUACCUAGGCCAGAGUUAGCUUUACAUUACCCGAAAGUACCAUGUGGUUGUAUUAGACACUUCUACUAAAUCUUUCCCUAAGACGAGACUAAACCGUAGGAAUAUUUUAAGUGCCUUCCUGAGACUGAGUUGCCAGCUACAGCAUUCGCUUUCUUGAAAGGAGGAUGUUUACAUGCAGAAAACCCGAUGGCUUGCUUUGAUCAGCCGUUGCAGUGAGGUUGGUAGGAGCAGGCGGGAGGUUUCCCCACCCGUCCCCACCUGCGGUGGCCCAGGCUGGCGCGAGGGCAGGAGCUGGACGUAGCAUGAGAUUUAAUGUUUGAACAUCAAGUGGUACUUGCUUGUGAGAGGAGGGGAGAAGGAGGUAUUUCGAGCCUUGCGCCUCUCAGGACCGAGGGGUUUGGGCUUGUCAAUAGAGAAGAGUGGAAUUUAGUUCACUAAUAUGGUGACCUUUAGCACAAAACCAGAGUUUGUGUUGUAGUGAGCCACAGCAUUCAUCUUCCACAUUGGCCUAAAAAGGGUAUUUAUUUUGUGGCUUUACUUCUCCUUUGUUACUGUUUUAGAUGUCGAGUGAGCUAUUUCUUCUCCAGCACAACGUGGCAGACCCUGUGGAAAGAGAUGCAGCAGAGCAGGCCAAAUAAGGUCUAAAAUCAUUAGCAUUUCAGGAUAAUUACUACAACUAUCAAUGAGAAAUAUUUUAGAAAACAGUACCCACUUUUUAAUCUCCAAAAUACUAUUAAUAAGCAGGGUGUGAAUCUGCCCACCAUAGCUACUUGCCACCAGAAGAAAAUGCUAUUCUGUUUUGCUCUUGAAUAGAGAUUUUUUGUUUUUUGGUUUUUUUUACUGUAGCUGUAAAUUUUUCUGUAAUUCUAAGCAAAGGGAAGAGUACAAAACUCCUGAUCAGGUCUGGCCACUUCAGAACAGGUCUUCUGCAUGCAUGCAACUGCUGAGAUCAGAUGAAGAAUAAAAAUUUUGGAGAAUAGAAAACGCCAAACCAUUGGGAGACAUGACUAUUACUAUCUUGUGUGCAAGAUCACUUUCCCUCUAAUACUGAGGAAAAGUUGGAAAUGCAAGUGGUGAUCCCACCCUGGCUGAGGUUUGGAAAGGAGCUGGACAUAGGACUGAUAAGGAAAGGAGGGACCUAACUUCAGUUCGGUGAGCUUGCUAGCGCUUUUAUUUAUUUAUUACUAAUAACACUGCUGUUACGUCUAAUGUGAAUGAUUUGCUCAGUGUAUUUUCCAGACGCUAUUUAGGAAGGUCUAAUACACUUUCAGAAUAGCAACAGUUAUACAGCCCGUCACCCUGCUGCACUGGAACUAGUUACUGCACCCCUUAGGGAAAAGGUGAGUGGUGUUUUUUGCUCAGCAGCAACAGGAGAAUAACCGACGCAGGCAGUGCAUGGUGGGAGAGCAGCUCUGACGGGGCAGGUCCCACAGGCCGAGCUGGUUACUGUGUCUGUGGAGACAGAAAAGUUCCCCUGGGUCUGAGUCUGUCCCCGGCCUAAGGGUGCGGGCACCUCCUGGUGAGAAAGGACUGGCCGAGGCCAGGGUCGCUGGGGCAGAGCCCUGCUGUGCAGCCUUUACUGAAAUGCAAAGGUAGGUGUGGUUUUCGUCAUCCCAUAAUGGCUGUAAUAAACCUACAGCAAGCUUAGACUAUGCUUCGGGUUUCUGAAAACUCCGACCUGAUUAACCUCCAGGUCGUUACUUUUUAGCACCACUCCAUUUUUUGUGUUUAAACUGUAGAAAGAUGAAGGCAGCAACAGGCUCUGAAUGAACCACUCUUACUCCAGCCUGUAUUUGAGAAGAAAACCAUAAUCGUGCUGUAAGAACUAUUAUUAAGGUACUGAAAUAUCCUGAAAGGCAACAAGAAGCUACACACCCCACAGCAGUAGAGAUACCUAAACCCCAGCAAACUGCAGGCGGGGAGUCUGUCUGCAUCCCCCGCUGCUCCGGGCAGGCGGCAGGAGGGCUCCUGCUCAGGCGCUUGACAGGAUUAGCAGAGCAGAUGGUCUUAUUUCAAGCACCCAAAGCCAGUACUAGCAAAAGUGUUAAAAUACUCUGUCAGUGUCUUGAGCAUUUCUGCAAAAUAAUUUAUGGAAGUUUUUUUUUUCAAUAAUGAACAUAACUUUCUUUUGAUAUUUAAUUUUUGAAUAUAUUUUUUC